AUGGUGAACAUCUCUCUGCAAAUGCUGUCUGGGCUCAGUGUCCAGGAGCUUCCCAGCAUGUACCAGCGCUCAGGGCUAGACUACCAGGAGCGAGCGUUGCUGUCCAUUGUCAAUGAAAUGCUCAAGAGUGUGGUGGCCAAGUUCAAUGCCUCACAGCUGAUCACCCAACGUGCCCAGGUAUCCCUGUUGAUCCUAUGGGAGCUGACCGAGAGGGCCAAGGACUUCAGCCUUAUCCUGGAUGAUGUAGCCAUCACCGAGCUAGGCUUUAGCCGAGAGUACACAGCUGUUGUAGAAGCCAAACACGUGGCCCAGCAGGAGGCCCGGUGGGCCCAGUUCUUUGUAGAAAAAGCAAAGCAAGAACAGCAGCAGAAGAUCGUGCAGGCCGAGGGAGAGGCUGAGGCCGCCAAAAUGCUUGGAGAAGCACUGAGCAAGAACACUGGCUACAUCGAUCUUCUUAAGAUCCAGACAGCCCAGAACAUCUCCAAGACGAUCGCCACAUCACAGAAUCACACCUAUCUCACUGCUGACAAGGUCAUGCUGAACUCACAGGAUGAAAGUUUCACCUGGGGAGGUGACAGCCUCAUCAAGGGUAAGAAAUGA
This is a messenger RNA of Cynocephalus volans (Philippine flying lemur), 600 nucleotides long. RefSeq names its product prohibitin-2-like. The transcript has a single exon. NCBI's taxonomy places the organism in Eukaryota, Metazoa, Chordata, Mammalia, Dermoptera, Cynocephalidae. Bases 1 to 600 code for a protein of 199 amino acids. Gene Ontology annotation, biological process: mitochondrion organization. The record is from RefSeq and is a predicted model, not a curated record. Gene Ontology annotation, cellular component: membrane; mitochondrion.